Messenger RNA from Naegleria fowleri, 1470 nucleotides. RefSeq lists its product as uncharacterized. Bases 1 to 1470 code for a protein of 489 amino acids. The record is from RefSeq and is a predicted model, not a curated record. The transcript has a single exon. Lineage: Eukaryota; Heterolobosea; Eutetramitea; Acrasida; Naegleriidae.
AUGAUUCACCGUCCAUCAAAGAUGACAACCAAACCUGGAUCACAUCAUCGAGUCGACUCGUUAAAAACAACAACAUCUCCCAUCCUUCUUCUUGUCAUCUCGACCGUGUUCAUUGCUGCGGCACUCCUUUGUCAUCAUUCCAUUGCCAUUCCCUCCUUCUACACCACCAAAUCCACCACCGAUGGCGAACUUGUGCAAAUCAAUUUACUCGAACGAGAGAUUGAAGGUUUCUUUUCCACACUCAAUCAAUACCCCACCUAUCGAUUCGACACUCUCAUUGAUGACUAUUUUCCUGAUUUGAAAUACAUUUCUCCAAAUACAACAUCAAGUGUCAAUGUGGAUGAAAGUUCUUCUUCCUCCUCGAGUAGUACUACAGCUACUACAAAAAUUCUCGUCAAUAAUCUUCAUGUUCACAUUCCACACGUUGGUUAUUCUGGAAAUGACAUUCCCAAAAAUAUGCCACAACUCAUCACAGCCACCUUUCUCGGAAAUGUCAGAGAUUUGAGAAAUUUAUUUGAAAAGGAUUGGAAAAAGAAUUUCAAAUCGGUACAUGUCGAUUUUUCAAAAUCUGAUAUUAUCUAUGUUCCAGAUGAAGCUGAGAGAAAUAUGGAUCUCAUUCAAUCACUCACAAGUAAAAGUAACGAAAAGCAUGCAACCAUCUUUGAGAGUAUGAAUUUGGAACCUGGUGUCGAACGAUUCUUUGUUGCAUUCCGAAGAAAAUAUUUCAUCAUUCACAAGAAUCAUUUGAGAAUAACCUCGGAUGGAGUCACAUUAAUGUUGUGGGAAAAGAAUACUCAACCCAAUAGUAAGAAGAGACCCUAUCUUGUAAGAAUGUGGCAUGACGUCUAUGAUAGAGACUAUUUUGUUUAUUUGAAUUAUGGUGAAAGAUUUCCAACUUCAUACGAACAUGAACCAGAAAGUCAAUCCAAAUUCUAUCAUGUCCUUACUCGUUUCUUUAAUAACCAUGAAGAUGAGAGAGGAAAUCCACGUCUCGGUAUUACUGAAGAUAUGAAAAAUGGUCACACUCCUGAACGUGUGCUUGCCAGAUUAUUCCCAUUGACAGCUGAAGAAAAUUCAAAACUUCAUGAAAUCAAUAAGGUUGUGAGUCACAAUAUUGAAUUUGCAUUCCCAAUCAGUACUCAUCCAGUGUUUGGUUUGGAAGGAGCCAGAAAAUUCUAUUCAGCUCUCAUUUCGAAACAUAAUGUGGAGAGAGUGUUCAUGUACUUGACAAGUCCAAUCUUUUCCUAUAAUAAUGAAUUUGCAGCAGCAUCGGUGACCUAUCUCAUCUAUCCAAGUAAGACCAUGAAUGCUGAGAAUAUCGUUCCUGUCACAUGUAAUGCCAUUGUUCACUUUUCUAUUAAUCACUUGAACAAGUUGAAGCGAUUCCAUUCCUACUUUGAUCUCAAUUCUUGUAUUAACAAGUUGGCAACUGGAAGUGCAAAGAGCAAAUGGGUCACUGUGGAGUUGUAA